AUGGAGAACGGUACGAUAGCGGCCGACUCGACGGUCAGGAGUCAAGAUUCGAGCGACUCGAAGGAGUCGAAGGACUCGGACUCGAAGCCGGAGAGCUGUUUGGAGUCGAAGCACUCGAAGGAGAUCCUGAUCUCGGAGAAACCGCAACGACGACGACAGCCACGGACCCACCGGCAUCCGGACGAUCGGCAGAGGUCGAGGAACUCCGGUUCCAAGGACGAAUCCAGCAUCCUCAUGUUCACGUCUUGCGCGCAGUUGCUCCUCGGUGUGGUCCUGGUGGUCUUCGGCAUCCUCGUUCUGGUGCAUGGUGCAGCGUUGGGCGGUUCCGGUGCAGGGUUGUGGGCAGGCGUGGGUGCCCUGGUAGCGGGAGCGUUGGGCGUCGUGGCGACGCUCGCCUCCUCGUCGCCUGGCAAAACGAAUUCCAGCUUCUCGACGGCCCACCUCGCGGCCAGCCUGAUCGCCCUUGCCCUUUCGAACAUGGCUGCGAUCACGGCCUUGACCGCUAUCGUCAGGGACUCGCAGAGGACACCGGAAGUGGCCUUGCUCACCGUUCCGGGUGAAGACGGUGACGCAGCCGAGGCGGAGGGUGGCUGGGCCGGUCUGCUGGCAAGCAUCGGUCUCCUGGUAGCCAGCGUGGCCGAGCUGCUGGUCUCCGGCUACAGCUGCCUGACCCUGACACCGAAGCUCUGCGGAUGUCUCCGUCCUGGGAACGUCGACGACGUUGCGAACGGCGAGGGUCGCUUGAAGACUCGCAACAUGGUCCAUCAGUGGGUCAGCGCGCAGAGCGUGCCCAAGAGCCAGCCCAUCUACGUCGUCCAGCCAAUGAUGACUGUGCACCCUAUGAUGCAGUUGAGCGCCUGUACAGGUCUUUGGGGUCCUUGCACUUUCACAGCCGUGCGAUUCGUCGAGAUCAAAGAGGCAAUCGUCUGCGACGAUUUCGAUACCUCCUCCCCUUACCCGAUGCCGGGUGCUCCAGGGAAAUAUCCCGCGGGUUUCGUUCCAGCGGGAGCCGUGCCGAUAGCUCCAGGCUACGGAGCCGUUCCUAUGCUUCCGCAUAUGCCGUACGCGGCCCGUCCUCCGUCGCAAAUCAUGCGAAAGCAGAAGCGUCACAUGAACGUGGAGCACGAUGACACGGUGGAAAGGAAGAAACGUGAGAGGAAAUCGGAGUCACCGAAGCGAGGGUCGUCCACGGGUGAGGACCAGGUGGACCUGGCUCAAACGUACACGGGAUUGGACAAAAAGAUCUCGGAGGAGUUCAUAUCGAUCGCCAUGGAUCCGGAGAGGAAGUCGAAAGCUUCCAGUAGUCACGGUAGCGAGAUCGGCACCGCGAAGAAUUCUUGA
Molecule: messenger RNA, 1341 nt
Organism: Ceratina calcarata
Lineage: Eukaryota; Metazoa; Arthropoda; Insecta; Hymenoptera; Apidae
Exons: 6
Coding region: 1-1341 (446 amino acids)
Source: RefSeq, a predicted model, not a curated record